Molecule: messenger RNA, 2908 nt
Organism: Bemisia tabaci
Lineage: Eukaryota; Metazoa; Arthropoda; Insecta; Hemiptera; Aleyrodidae
Product: nuclear envelope phosphatase-regulatory subunit 1
Cellular component (GO): cytoplasm; Nem1-Spo7 phosphatase complex
Source: RefSeq, a predicted model, not a curated record
UGAGCAAAUUUACAGUCCUGUUAACAUUGACUUAAGAAAAGUGAAUUUGGGUGGAUUUAUGGAGGAGAUUAUCAUCAAAAAAGAGUGUUCUGCGAAUAAACUUUAAGUCUCUCUCCCAAUUUAUCGUCGUCACACUUAAAGUCAUUCCUAACAAAUGUCCUUCGAACAAACAGCCUGUGAGGAUUUGAAGGCGUUUGAGCGCAGGUUAACGGAAGUUAUUGCUUGUCUUCAGCCAGCAGCUAUCAGAUGGAGGUUGGUGCUUGCUGUAAUAUCAAUAUUCACUUCAGUCGGAGCAUUUCACUGGUUGACUGACAAUGAAACCUCCAGUGUCUCUUUUACACAGUCGCUAUGCAAUCAUCCGUACUUCACUUUAUCCAGCUUAAUUUUGAUUAUUUUAUUCAUCUUUGGAAUCCACAAAAGAGUCAUAGCUCCAUCCAUCAUCACUGCCCGCACUAAAAGCGUUCUUGAGGAUUUUAAUAUGUCGUGCGAUGAUACUGGCAAAUUGAUUCUGAAGCCGAGACCAACCAUCACUUAGUGAAAUGAAAUGAAGGAAGAGGAGGCUAGUCUACCGCAAACGUUUUUCAAAAGAUGGUGCUCAAAGUCCUUAUAUUUAUUUUUAUUGUGGAAGAAAGAGGGUUUGAAACAUGAAGCAGUUACCUUGCUUGAGUAAACUGCAACAGAAUGAUGCCCUUCAAGUCUACCCUUUCACUAAAUUAUGAUCAGUAAUUCUGGGAAUCUUUGGAAAUUACAGCCAAAACAUUCUAUAAUCAUGUCAUGUUGAAGGGUUGGUCAAGGAAAUAAAAUUUAAAAUGACAGUGGAGAACAACCAUGGACAGAUUACUUGAUAGAAUGCUUGGAAAGUUCAUGGAAGUGGGGUCAAUGAGAUUGCAAUUGUUCUUCAUGCAUAGAAAUAUAGUAAAUCUAAACUGAAAAACUAAAUUUUAUCUCUAAACCUUUUUCUGAACUAGAGUUUUCAUUUUAUUCCUUUAACUUAGCACCAUUAGUUUUUUGCCAAGUAUGCAGAUGAAAUUUUUUCAUGCUUCAAGUGGAAAGUUUUAUGGAAUCAUACUUACUUUUUGACAGCCUAUCGGAAAAACUGGAAACCACUGAAGUUAAUGUGCUUGCCUCACUCCCAAAUUAAAACCGGGCAUUGUCACCCCCUGAAUGAUACACACCAACCUAAGUGUUUCUAAGUCAGAGCCCAUCAAUCUGAGUUUUUAUUUUCGCCUGUUCGUUUCUCUGCAAGUUUAAAAUGUUACCAAAAUGUUUGAGUUAGGUACUGUUGUCCCCAAACUCUCUGUAAGAUCUUUUAGGAGUAUUUAAUUUCUCAUGUCAAGCUGAUUACUUUUCGUCCUAACUUCCAUGAAGAAACCAACAUUAAUUGACGAAUUGUUUUCUAACCUUUGACACUUAUUUUAUUUUUUCUAAAUGUGUCAAGAAUGUAUCAUCAGAAAUGUUCCCUUUAUCUUUGAAUAAAAUAUAAAGGUUGAAUUAUAAAGUUAAUCAUUUUCAGCUUUGAAUGACCGUAAGUCUUUGGCCCACUGAAUUUAAAAAUCAACAAAAAUUUUGAACAGGAAGUGAUUGUGGGAAGACAACUUUUCUUCAUUGCCCUGAAGCAAGAAGAUAAUACUUUAUUGACUUGAGUACCUAAUCACUAAUCAGCUCCGUCUGGAGAAAAUAUUCUGGGUCUCCAUCAACAAGGGAUUGCAUCAUUAAUGUAACUCAAAUUUCAUGAAUGUAGGGUAGGCCUGCAAAACUUUUGAUGUAGUCAGUUUGAAAAUUAUCUAUUUUUUGCCUCUUAGUCCCAUUUCAGCUUUUUUUUUUUUACUUCAAUGAGUAAUUAGGUUCUAGAGAGAGCGACAGAAAUAUGCUGAGUAUGAACUUCUCAUCAAUAUGGGAGUGCAGUGACUUCAUAUUGAAUUCUUUUAAUCUGUUAUCUCAGAACUUAGUGCACUCUCAGAUGCAUUUCUAACAUUUUUUCAGCUCAUCUUUUUUUCUUCUUAGCCAUGUGUGGUUAGUGAGGAUUCCCAUGCUUUCCCAUGCAGUCUUUGCAUUAUUAUACUGUCAACUGCUGUCUACAUUGUGCGUUUAUAGUCUACAGUCCAUCCCCAGUCGAGUUACUAUUCAUGAUAAUGAUAAAAGUUCUCAUCAUUUAGUUUUACAAUAUAACAAGGUUUUGAAGAUUGAAUUCUCCAUUGAAUUGUCCAUAAAUGCUUCCAUAUUUCUGCUGAAUAUUUUCAAUCAAAUAUAGUUUCGACACUUCUUAUUUCUUAGGUUUCUUUGUCAUAGUAUGGAGUGUAAUUCGUCGUUGUUCGGAAUGGAGUUCCUUUCUUAUCUGAAGAUACUUAUAAGCUUUUGCAAUCUCUUUUAUCUCUUUUUUGUUAUAAGUUUUUUUUUAACUCUAAAAAACCCAAGUACUCGACGAGCAAAGCGUUGUAAAUAAGUUGACUGGCUAGUUAACUUUGGUAGCAAUGACUCCAGAAGGAAUCAGAUGAUGAAUUUCUCAAAGAAUUUUAAAUAAGGGAUUCUGUUGUUCCAUUUCUAUGCGAUUUAUGUACCUUGGAAAAAAGAUGGCAUCAAAAUUUUGUUACAUUUAGAGUAUGAUUCAUGUUGAAUUGUUGAUGUGUAACAUUUUGGUGCAAAAAGUGUAAGAAAAAAUUAAUGUAAAACUUAACUGAAACAGAACACCUCUAUUAAUGCAAGUUUGCACUUAGUAUGAGAAAAUCAAGCGAGUUUUAAAAUAUUUGGGAAAGUUUUUCCCUAAACUUGAAGAGAAAAGUCUGAAAAGUACCAUCCUUAUUUUAAAGUAUAGAAACAGUAAAUACUGUCUCAAUAACUUACUUAUAAUAAGUCAUAUUUUGUGAUUUGAAAUGUUGAGUUUUAAAUACAUGAUGUUUUCUCGAGGCUA